This is a messenger RNA of Cyclocybe aegerita, 579 nucleotides long. The record is from the annotation of a GenBank genome assembly. Lineage: Eukaryota; Fungi; Basidiomycota; Agaricomycetes; Agaricales; Hemipholiotaceae.
AUGCUCUCCAAGAGUGGUUCAAGGGAUGAUCUCCGCUGCAUCAGCUUUGUCUAUGUUCCAUCUGCCUUGUGGUGGGAUAUCCAUGGUGAGGCUCACAAAUACAUCACCAAACUUAAAGUCAGGGUUGGACAUCGCAAGAUGGACAACUCUAUAGAUGCGCUAUGCUCUCAAGCUGUGCACUCAGUCCUGGACUCAUGGAGUUCCACUUUCCAGGAUCCAACCUACCAGGGCUCUGAAUUCUUAGAGCUUCAACGGCCUGACGGGUGGCCGAUACAGCCAUUCUACCUUAAUGGAGGACCUUGGCUUUCAACAUUCAGACACAGUAUUACUGAGUUCGCUCGUGUCUGCUGGUGCAUAACUGGCCAUGCGCCCAUUGGAGCGUACUACCGUUGCUUCAAGAUCAAUGAGCCUCAUGGCUGCACUUGCAGGGCUGCUUUGCAGUCUCGCCAGCAUGUCCUCUUUCGCUGUCGUGAUCAAUACUCUGUACACUAUCCCUGUUUUCUCAGGGAUAUUGCAUCGUUUCUGAAGCACAACCCUACAGCAUUUGGCUUCAACUGGGACCCCUCAGCUGUUGGAUAA